UACCUUUGCUUUCGCAGCGAGCGCUAGCCACGCUAGUAUGUCGCUUUGCAUUCACCUUCACUUGGACGGCAUGAUACUGGAAUUGUGAGAUCAAUGAAUAAUAGUCUUGGCUGCUUGCUGCGAUGAUAUCGCCAACACCGACUUCUCUGGAUAUGCACAGCAGCGUACGCAUGUCUUGACUCGGUCGCUCAUUGCAAGAUUCCUACUACCAUAUCACUGUUGACAGUGAGACUUCAAAGUCAGUUUGACGACAGGCCGCGCUCAUAAACGAAGGUGACGGGCGAUUGAAAUCGCAGGUCACUGCCGCAUUCACUGUCGUAGAUAGGUAUAAGGAUUAUGCUCAUGCGCAGCUAUCUCACGUCCCUACAGCAACGCUCCAUUGACAGCAACUCUGUCAAAAAGCGCGACAUGGAGCAGAAGCAGCCACAAAUAUCUCGGAGGUCUGGCUCUUUCAAUCCAGAGGCACCAACUUUCAGUCCGACGACCGCCGAGACUAGCAUGUUCACUGGGCCUGCAGGACCAACUCCUCCCACCAGUCCGCGACAGAAAGCAAAGAUGUCAGAUACGUUCGACGAAGACUCGCCUUUUCGCCCUGCUAGAGACAUGCGACCGAACUAUCAAGGCUACGAAGAGGUCAACGCUGUAUGGAUGCAGAGGAAGUUACCGGAUCAGAAGGAUAUGCCACUGAACUCUUUGCAAGAAAUGCUACAAGAUCACCAUAUCGCCUUGAAUCAAGAUCGACCUAGUGCAGACUUUCGCAGCAAUUUUUCCGAGGAUUCCUCGAACUUUGCCAUGGCAUACACUGCAAAUAGCCCCUUCUUUACGCGGCGACUCCGUUCAGACUCUAACGCCCCAGGCGUCGACGAGCUGAGUGCGGGACUUGGUCUACCCAGCAUCCAGAAGAGAGGCACCAACGUGGACUCACCAGCCCGCUCUCACAAGUCACGCGGCUCUGAAGUUUUGCCUCAAGAUCUCUUUGGUAAGCUCAUAGGGCGGGCGCUGGACAAGCCGUUGACCGCUAACGCCUUAGCCCAAUAUAUGGACGGCAAGAGUGUACUCUUAAACGACGUCUUUAACACGCCUCGGGGCCUCAAGGGCGAUGGUCGUGAUAUGUAUUCGGGAGAACGUGCAGGUGUUGAGCGUCAACUUACGAGACUAGUGCCUCCGCCUCCUGGCUUUACUGGAGAACGCCCUCGCAGGAUCUUCGCAGAGGAGCAUAGCUCAGUCAACCCAGUGGCUACGGAGUCCCUAGUUCGGCAAAUACCCACUGGUCCUGCAGGACUUAGACAACUGCGAAGAAUUAGUGAUCUCAAUUCCAUCAACCAUGCGCAAUACCAUGGCCAUAUACGUGGACCGUCUAGGCAUUACCGUCCAAGAGCACUUCCCCGUAUCAAGCGCACCGAUCAAGGUCCCGAGCCUUCAGAUGCCGAUAUAUACCCCGAUGAUGCGAAUUUCAUACCCCGACGUCCACCGUAUCAGCCCGAGUCUGUAGGUUCCCUACCCAGCUACAUAAUGGAUAUGCCAUCAACAAGGCAGGUCCAUGCAGAAGACGUUAUGGUUUGGCCCACCCCAGCAGAAGUUUACAGGCAGAAACUCGGCAGUCCACCCAGACGUAGUGUUUUCGCUCGCAACGCUCCGCUCACGCAGAAUGGCACGCCGGAGCGUUGGUCUCCUCCCGCUACAUCGUCUAUGUCACAGUACAUGCUGCAGUUCGGAGAGCCCUCCCAUCCCCUUGCUUUGAGGUUUUCUCCUCCUGCCCCAUCUCCUUCGCCUCCCUUCGACAUCUUCGCAGGCCACUAUCCUCCCACAUACGCUGACAUUCACGAAACUGACGCAGAGAUGGAGUGCCUCCUCGCUAUUCUUCCCGAUAUCUUCGACCUCGAUCUACCUGAGCUGCCCUGCGACGAGCGCCCUCUUACACCCGGUCAGACAGACGGGAGUCGGUACGGUAUGCAGUUUCAUGGCAUUGGACUAGGCGAUCGCUGGAAUUGUCCUAGUGUGCGAGAGGGUGAGCCGUUCCGAGUACGUCCCCGCGAUCAUGAUGGUUGGGGUGGAUGGCAGUGGGCUAUCGACAAGGGAUGGGGAAAUGAGUAAGCUAUCACUGAAACCGUUCCUGAUCCCGUCUGAACUGACACUAUAUCGGGGUGCGCUACCUAGGCGAUAAGUAAGCGAUGUGGCUCACCUGGGCUGGCAGAGAAGUCUGAGCUCCUUGGAAUAUCGUUGAAGGCUUCUUGAAUAUGGCCUUGAUGGGGGAACGGUGGACGACCAAACGAUGUUGCUGCUGAGUCUGUAUCGUCGCUAUCCGUAGAACUCGAAGCUUAUAUAUGACCAUGGAGACGAACAAGAGAUUGUAGGUCGUCAUGGGCUG
Molecule: messenger RNA, 2368 nt
Organism: Alternaria alternata
Lineage: Eukaryota; Fungi; Ascomycota; Dothideomycetes; Pleosporales; Pleosporaceae
Exons: 3
Coding region: 337-2094 (585 amino acids)
Source: RefSeq, a predicted model, not a curated record